Messenger RNA from Oncorhynchus masou masou (cherry salmon), 1148 nucleotides. It is a transcript of the gene pld6, whose product is annotated as phospholipase D family, member 6. Gene Ontology annotation, cellular component: mitochondrion. Gene Ontology annotation, molecular function: RNA endonuclease activity producing 5'-phosphomonoesters, hydrolytic mechanism. The record is from RefSeq and is a predicted model, not a curated record. The transcript has 3 exons. Gene Ontology annotation, biological process: piRNA processing. Lineage: Eukaryota; Metazoa; Chordata; Actinopteri; Salmoniformes; Salmonidae. Bases 1 to 681 code for a protein of 226 amino acids.
AUGUCAGUGGUUCAGAUGGUGAAGAUGGUGGGUCUGGGGGCUGUGGCCCUCACUCUCAGUGUGGAGUGGUUGGGCUGGCUCUUCUGUCGCCUCUGGCCCCGGAAAAUAUCCACCGGGCCCCUGAAAGAAGUCUUCUUUUUCCCUACAGAGGUCGCCUGCACGGAGCGUCUCUUCACUCCUAACUCACCAUUCCCCUGCCCCUGUCCUUUACCCCACAACAUCAACACCUCCUUCACCCGUCUCCUGGGCCACAUCCUGUCUGCCUCCUCCUCCUUGGACCUGUGUGUGUUCGCCUUCACCAACCUGGACCUGAGCCGGGCCGUGCUGGCCCUCCACACCAGGGGCAUCCCCAUCCGUAUCCUCACUGACAUGGACUACACCCUCAUCACCGGCUCCCAGAUAGGGGCCAUCCGCAGAGCAGGCAUCUGUGUGAGGUGUGACUCCGGCGCCGUCCACAUGCACCACAAGUUCGCCGUGGUGGACGGCCGGCGCCUAAUCACCGGCUCCCUGAACUGGACGCUGACAGCCAUCCAGAGCAACAAGGAGAACAUCCUGGUCACGGAGGAACCAGACCUAGUCCUGCCCUUCAUCACUGAGUUCCAGAGGCUCUGGGAUGUCAAUGACCCGGCUAGGAGACACCUGUCGUCCAUCGCUGAGAAACCUGCUAGUUUAGUACUAUAGAGAGACAGAGAAACAUGGCUGAAAUGUUUGUAUGGUCAGUAGCUGGUGGUUACUUUUGGUUUACCAACUGGUACAGUGAUUAUGUAGAAUGUUUUAUUAUAUUUUCCAUUUGUGAGAAACCUGCUAGUUUAGUAUUAUGGAUAGAAAGGUGUAUGGUCCUUAUCUGGGACAAACCUGUCCAAAUAAAAACAGUAUUUAUAUAAGUGUAGUGUGGUACAUUAGGAUUGGGCAGUACUGGUCAAGUACAUGAUGUAUAAUUUGGGUAGUUUGCUAUCUAGUAGUUUUAUAUUUUUUUCAAUCUCAGAUAAACCUGCUCAUCCACAUUUUAUCAGAGAAACCAGCUUUCUUCGUCAUGUAGAUAGACUGAGAGAAACAUGGCUUUCAUCUGUAGUUUCCUACUUCAGUAGAAGUAAUAUAUUUUUUGACAGUUCAAUCGCUGCUUUAGACUGGUGUGGGGAUGAUGUAGA